Aspergillus sclerotioniger CBS 115572 is the source of this 4710-nucleotide messenger RNA. RefSeq names its product phospholipid-translocating P-type ATPase. Gene Ontology annotation, cellular component: plasma membrane. The transcript is spliced from 3 exons. Bases 99 to 4487 code for a protein of 1462 amino acids. Lineage: Eukaryota; Fungi; Ascomycota; Eurotiomycetes; Eurotiales; Aspergillaceae. Gene Ontology annotation, molecular function: ATP binding; ATPase-coupled intramembrane lipid carrier activity; ATP hydrolysis activity. Gene Ontology annotation, biological process: phospholipid translocation. The record is from RefSeq and is a predicted model, not a curated record.
AAGGCCUGCGAGGCCGCCUCGCGCAGGGUCCCUCCGUCCCAGCCGGUCCGAUGGUUGCCAUCUGUAGCUGAGGAUAGUCGGGGAAAAACCCAUUGCUUAUGGAUGCGAUACAAAGAAAAGGGGAGGAGGGCAUGAGUCGCGCCUCAGAUGAGGUUCCUCCGAUCCCAACUGACGAUGCGAAGGCGACCAAGCGCGCGCGAUGGGCGACGAAGCGGAUGACCGCCGCCAGCGGUCUCCGGAAGAGGGUUUCCAUCUUGGAACGUGGCCACCGGCGAGGCGCUCAAGACUCCACGGCGAAUGCGACAUCAGGGAUGCCGGAGGGCGAUACUACGGAGUCAUCAUCGCGAAAAGUCUACUUCAAUCUUCCCAUUCCCGACAGCGAGCGGGACGAGGAAGGCAAUCUCAAAGCCGUUUACCCCCGCAAUAAGAUCCGCACCUCCAUCUACACGCCGUUGACAUUCGUGCCGAAGAACCUCUGGUUACAGUUCCACAACAUUGCAAACCUUUACUUUUUGUUCGUCAUCAUCCUGCAGUGUUUCUCGAUCUUUGGAGAUGCCGACCCCGGCCUGAGUGCCGUCCCACUGAUCAUUAUCGUCGCCGUCACUUCGAUCAAGGAUGCCAUCGAGGAUUGGAGGCGAACGGUCUCCGAUAACGAGCUCAACAACUCUCCUGUCUACCGUCUUACCGAAUGGCACAAUGUCAAUGUUACUGCCGACAAUGUGUCUACCUGGCGAAAGUUCAAAAAGGCCUGUACGCGUGCCACCAUCGCCACAUACCGUGCCAUGAAGAGGCUCGGACGGCGCAAGUCCGCCGACAAAGACGUGGCGGGAGAUGUUGAGAUGGCGGAUUCCCGACCAUCGGUGGAACCCUCUUCCCCGAUCGAGAUGACGACUGUGUCCGCGGACCUUGAUGCCCGUGCUUCUGGGGAUUGGCCGGAUCCUGCCGGUGGUCAUCUACAAUCAGGUCAGCCCGGCGAUCCCUCAUGGGGGCGGGUAAAGGGCAACAUCCUUAGUCCCACCAAGUCCGCUACGGGGCAGGCUCGUUUCAAACGCCAGCACUGGAAAGACGUCAAUGUCGGGGACUUCGUGCGGCUGUAUAAUGGCGAUCAGAUCCCAGCCGACAUGGUCAUUCUCUCAACGUCUGAUCCGGACGGCGCCUGCUAUGUGGAAACCAAGAACCUGGACGGCGAGACAAAUCUCAAGGUCCGCCAUGCCCUCAAUUGCGGUCGCGCAGUGAGAAACGCCCGGGACUGCGAGAGAGCGGAGUUUACCAUCGAGAGCCCCCCCGCUCAUGCAAAUCUGUACGCGUUCAGUGGUGCCAUCUACUGGAACCAACAGGAUGAUCCUCAGGCAUCGCCCCGAGAACGAGUGGAGCCCAUCACCAUCAACAACAUCCUCCUCCGUGGCUGUAGUCUUCAGAACACGGAAUGGGCAUUGGGGGUGGUGUUAUUUACGGGCUCGGAAUCCAAGAUCAUGUUGAACCAGGGCAUCACCCCAACCAAGCGACCACAAAUGGCGCGCAAUAUGAAUUGGAACGUUCUUUACAAUUUUGCUAUCCUCUUCAUCAUGUGUUUAAUCUCGGGUUUCAUCAAUGGCUUCGCCUGGGGACUCAAGGACGCCUCCCUGGCUUUCUUUGAAUACGGUUCUUAUGGCGGGUCGGCCGCCGUGGAAGGUGUGGUUGCCUUCUGGGUGGGUGUGGUCCUGUUCCAGAACUUGGUCCCCAUCGCCCUGUACAUCUCGUUGGAAAUCGUCCGAUGGAUCCAAGCGCUCUUCAUAUUUUUCGACCAGUACAUGUACUACGAGCGGUUGGAGAUGUCUUGUGUUCCCAAGGCUUGGAACAUCUCGGAUGACAUUGGGCAAAUCGAGUACAUCUUCUCGGACAAGACUGGUACACUGACGCAAAAUGUCAUGGAGUUUAAAAAAUGCACAGUCAAUGGGGUCGCUUAUGGUGAGGCCUAUACGGAAGCCCAGUUGGGGAUGCAGAGACGGCAGGGCUUGGUGAAUGUCGAGGAGGAAGCCGCCAAGGCUCGCCAACACAUCAGCGACAGCCGGGUGGAAAUGUUGCAGCAGCUGCGCCAGCUGCAUGAUAACCCGUACCUCAUUGAUGACAACCUGACCUUCGUCUCACCUCAGUAUGCUGCCGAUCUUGGUGGUGCAUCAGGCGAUGCUCAGAAGCAGGCCACGGAAAGUUUCAUGGCAGCGCUGGCCUUAUGCCAUACGGUGGUUUCGGAACGUACUCCAGGCGACCCCCCGCAGAUUGAGUUUAAAGCCCAGUCCCCCGAUGAGGCUGCUUUGGUAGCUACUGCUCGUGACUGUGGCUUCACGGCCUUAGGUCGGUCCGGAGAUAGCCUAACCGUCAAUAUCAUGGGCGAAGAACGCAGUUACCGGAUUUUGAACAUCUUGGAGUUCAACUCGACGCGUAAGAGAAUGAGUGUGGUCGUCCAAAUGCCGGAUGGAACGAUUCGCCUGCUGUGUAAGGGUGCCGAUACGGUCAUCAACUCCCGCCUGGCCCCCGGUCAACAACGGGAGCUCAGGAAUAUCACCGCGCAACACCUUGAAACAUUCGCCCAAGAAGGUCUCCGAGUGCUCUGCAUCGCAGAACGUGUUCUUGAUGAGGAAUAUUACCGCGAGUGGAGUCUCAAGCACGACGUGGCUGCCGCGGCCAUCGUGGAUCGCGAAGAGAAGCUGGAGGAGGUCGCUAGUGCUAUUGAACAGGAUCUGUUACUUUUAGGUGGCACUGCUAUCGAAGAUAGGUUACAGGAUGGCGUUCCAGAUACCAUUUCCUUGUUGGCCGAGGCUGGUAUAAAGCUUUGGGUCUUGACAGGUGAUAAGGUGGAAACUGCCAUCAAUAUCGGCUACUCCUGCAACCUUCUCAACAACGACAUGGAGAUUAUGAUCCUGAGUGCUCCGGACGCCGACAUGGCCGCAAAAGAGCUGGACAGCAAGCUGGAAAUAUUCGGGAUCACUGGCUCUGAUGAGGAAUUAACCGCUGCACGCAAGGACCACUCGCCGCCCCCUUCAACACAUGCCCUUGUCCUCGACGGGGAUUGUCUCCGAUUGAUGUUGGACGAUGCCUUGAGGCAGAAGUUCCUUUUGCUUUGCCGGAAAUGUAAAUCAGUCCUCUGUUGCCGUGUCAGCCCGGCCCAAAAGGCGGCAGUUGUUGACAUGGUAAGGACCGGCUUGAACGUGAUGGCUUUGUCGAUUGGAGACGGCGCCAACGAUGUCGCCAUGAUUCAGAAGGCAGAUGUCGGGGUGGGAAUUGCUGGAGAAGAAGGUCGCCAGGCGGUCAUGUCAGCAGAUUACGCCAUCGGUCAGUUCCGAUUUCUGCAGCGUCUCAUCCUCGUGCAUGGGCGUUGGGCGUACCGGCGGCUCGGCGAGACCACCGCCAAUUUCUUCUACAAGAACUUGGUUUGGACGUUCGCGCUGUUUUGGUAUUCUAUAUACGACAAUUUCGACGGCUCCUACCUUUUCGAAUACACAUACAUUACCUUGGUGAACGUCGCCUUCACCUCCCUGCCUGUCAUCUUUAUGGGAAUUUUUGAUCAGGAUGUCGACGAUAGGGUGUCCCUGGCAGUACCCCAGCUCUACAUGCGAGGCAUUGAGCGCAAAGAGUGGACGCAGUUCAAAUUCUGGAUCUACAUGCUGGAUGGCUUUUACCAAUCGAUCAUAUGUUUCUUCAUGCCAUAUGAGCUGUAUUCGGCGGCCAAUUUCCAGACGGAAAACGGGCUCAGCAUUGAUGACCGGUACCGCAUGGGUGUACUCGUUGCCACCUGUGCUGUGGUUGCCAGCAACACCUACGUGAUGAUGAACAUGUAUCGAUGGGAUUGGUUGACGACCUUGAUCAAUGCGAUCAGUUCAUUGCUGAUCUUCUUCUGGACCGGUAUUUACUCGUCCUUCGAGUCCUCUGCGACCUUCUAUGGCGCUGCCAAGCAGGUCUACGGCGCCCUGUCGUUCUGGGUGGUUCUUUUUCUCACUGUAGUGAUGUGUCUCAUCCCACGAUUCGUCAUCAAGUGCAUCCAGAAGGUCUACUUCCCGCUGGAUGUGGACAUUGUCCGAGAACAAGUGAUCAUGGGCCAGUUUGACCACCUGAAGAAAUACGAAGCCUAUGUGCCCCCCGAUGCCGCAAAGCUGGCACCUUCGUCCGAGAGCGAAGCAUCGACCACUCCUUCGGCCCGCAGCGAUACCCCGCAACCUAAUUUCACGCGCGAUUAUCCUGUGAAUCACGGAAUUGAUCGCACGGCAGAUUCCACUCCCGUUGCACCUCUGGUCGAUUCACAGGGCGCUCCAACCUAUCUGGGUAGCAAUGUCACCAGCGCCAACAACAGUGUUGCCUUUGGGCUCCAGCGACGCUCGUCAUCGGAGAGCAUAGGUCGGGAACAAUCCGCCUUUUCGAGUCAACUCCUAACAGUCGAGUCAACCAGCAUGGAACCCCAAAUGCCUCACAGUCCACUAAAAAGCCGGAGUGACCCCUCGACAUACCCUGUAUAGAUACAGUUGUUUUACCUGCUUUCUAGCGGCCUUUUUCUCUCGAUUUGUUAAUAUCUACACCUUCUAUAUCCGUUGCGAUUUGAUCAAAAGCUCUUCAGCAACCGUGCUUUUUUCCCACCUAUUACGCCCUGAUCAUGCAUGCUUUUCGCCCCUUUAUCUUUCUUUGUGAUUACCCUUUUCAUCCCCCCCGGAGUUUGACGGGUGUCAUUCGAAGUCAUUUUUU